This is a messenger RNA of Acanthamoeba castellanii str. Neff, 702 nucleotides long. Its product is annotated as ATPdependent protease HslVU, peptidase subunit. Gene Ontology annotation, cellular component: proteasome core complex; HslUV protease complex. The coding region runs from base 1 to 702 and encodes 233 amino acids. The transcript has 5 exons. Gene Ontology annotation, molecular function: threonine-type endopeptidase activity. The record is from RefSeq and is a predicted model, not a curated record. Lineage: Eukaryota; Discosea; Longamoebia; Acanthamoebidae.
AUGACGAAUGGGAUCAUCACCUCUUCUGCUGCUGCUGCUGCGAGCUACCACUCGGAGGGCGGCAGCGGUCGGCACCCCGGCUUCUGGGGACCCGACAACCCCGCCUACGCCACCACCAUCCUCUGCGUGCGCAAGGGCAACUCAGUGGUGAUGGUGGGCGACGGGCAGGUGACGCUGGGCAGCACCGUGGUGAAGCCCAACGCACGAAAGGUCCGCCAAAUCCGUCCCGGCAUCGUUGCGGGCUUUGCCGGCGCCACUGCCGAUGCCUUCACGCUGUUCGAACGUCUCGAGGAGAAGAUCGAGGAGCAUCAGGGCCAGCUGCUGCGUUCCUGCGUGGACUUGGCCAAGCAGUGGAGGACCGACAAGUACCUGCGGCGGCUCGAGGCGCUUAUGGUGGUGGCCGAUAAGAACAUAUCGCUCACGCUGACGGGCACCGGAGACGUGAUCGAACCCAACGACGGCAUCAUUGCCAUCGGCUCGGGCGGCACCUACGCGCUGGCCUGCGCCCGAGGCCUGAUCGACCUGCCCGACAUCGACGCCGAGACCAUCGCUCUCAAGUCCAUGAAGGUGGCGGCUGAUCUUUGCAUCUACACCAACCAUAACUUUGUGGUGGAGAGGAUCAGCAUCGACGCGGACGAAGCCAAGGAGAAGGGCGGCAGCAACAUCCUCAGCGCGCCUGACCAGCACAAGGAGGAGCCCUGA